This is a messenger RNA of Aspergillus tanneri, 1068 nucleotides long. Its product is annotated as homoserine acetyltransferase family protein. The coding region runs from base 1 to 1068 and encodes 355 amino acids. Lineage: Eukaryota; Fungi; Ascomycota; Eurotiomycetes; Eurotiales; Aspergillaceae. Gene Ontology annotation, molecular function: acyltransferase activity, transferring groups other than amino-acyl groups. Gene Ontology annotation, biological process: biosynthetic process. The record is from RefSeq and is a predicted model, not a curated record. The transcript has 6 exons.
AUGACGUCCGAUUAUGAGAUUUUCAAGCUGGGAGACUGGGAGCUCCAAAACGGGGAGAAACUGGUCGACGCCCAUCUCGCAUACAAGACCUUUGGGGUUCCCACCUCCCCCGCCAUUGUUUAUCCUACGUGGUUCUCGGGAGCGAUCGCGGAUAAUCUAUGGCUACUCGGAGACGACAAGACCCUCAGCCCGAGGAAGUACUUCAUUGUCAUCCCCGCUCUGUUCGGAAAUGGCCAGUCGACUUCACCCUCCAACCAUCCCAGCGCAGACCCGUUUCCCAAGGUAACCUGCUACGAUAAUGUCCGCGCCCAGUACACCCUGAUCACGCAGCAUCUGCACAUCACGCAUCUGCACGCCGUGCUUGGAUGGUCAAUGGGCGCCGCGCAGAGCUACCAAUGGGCUACCCAGUAUCCGGAUUUUAUGGAUUUUGUCGUCCCCUUUUGUGGAGCCGCUCGCGUGUCCCUCCAUAAUGAGGUGUUCUUGGAGGGGGUCAAGAGUGCCUUGUUGGCGGCGAAGCAUAUCCCGUCAGCUGGGUCCAGUGAGAUUGGCGUCCUGGAUGGAAAUCACACCUGGAGAGGAUGGAGUUCCAAACAAAAGGAGAUUGGUCUGAAGGCUUUUGGGAGAGGCUACGCGGGUUGGGGCUUCAGUCAAGCCUUUUAUCGAGAGAAGUUGUAUCAGACUGCGUUGGGCUUCAAAGAUUUGGAAGACUUCCUACAGAAUUUCUGGGAAAAAUGGGCUCUGUCGAAGGAUCCGGAGAAUCUAUUGGUGAUGAUCCAAACCUGGCAGAACGCCAACGUGGCCAACCAAGCCCCAUAUGAUGGCGAUUUUAAGAAAGCCAUGGCUUCCAUUCGAGCCAAAACAUUGGUCAUGCCUGGAAAGACAGACCUCUAUUUCCCUCCGGAGGAUUCCGAGUAUGAGGUUGCAUGCAUGAAGCCGGGGAUUGGCUCACUCAGUGUGAUUCCCUCGAUAUGGGGCCACUGGGCCGGUGGCCCUGGGGAGAGCAAGGAGGACGUUAAGUGGAUCGACGAGCGGUUGUCUGAAUUCUUCCAGGGGCAAUCCGAUCUGUAA